Molecule: messenger RNA, 1443 nt
Organism: Glycine soja
Lineage: Eukaryota; Viridiplantae; Streptophyta; Magnoliopsida; Fabales; Fabaceae
Product: alpha-galactosidase 1-like
Exons: 15
Coding region: 1-1218 (405 amino acids)
Biological process (GO): carbohydrate metabolic process
Molecular function (GO): hydrolase activity, hydrolyzing O-glycosyl compounds
Source: RefSeq, a predicted model, not a curated record
AUGGAGAUAAGAAAAACGUUGGUGGUUGUUGUGAUGACACUUAUGUUUUGUUCGGUUUCCGAUUCAUUAAGGUUGUUUAACAAUGGUAAGAGUGAGAGCCAACACAGGAGAAAUCUUGUUGCCAAUGGCCUUGGUGCCACUCCUCCAAUGGGGUGGAAUAGCUGGAAUCAUUUUCACUUAAAAAUAAACGAAACAGUCAUCCGAGAAACAGCUGAUGCCCUUGUUUCUACGGGUCUAUCCAAGCUAGGAUACACUUAUGUUAACAUAGAUGAUGGCUGGGGUGAAAUGACCCGGGAUGUCGAUGGUAAUUUGGUAGCCCAUAAAACCAAAUUUCCUUCUGGCAUCAAAGCUCUUGCAGAUUAUGUUCAUGGGAAGGGUCUUAAGCUUGGCAUUUAUUCAGCUGCAGGGUAUUUUACUUGUGCAAAUGUGAUGCCUGGUUCACUUGGUCAUGAAGAGCAAGAUGCCAAGACUUUCGCAUCAUGGGGUGUUGAUUAUCUCAAGUAUGAUAAUUGUAACAAUGGUGGAAUAAAGCCUAUUGAUAGAUACCCUAUUAUGACUCGAUCUUUGAUGAAGGCAGGCCGUCCAAUCUACUUCUCGCUAUGUGAAUGGGGAGACAUGCACCCUGCAUUAUGGGGUUAUCAAGUGGGAAAUAGCUGGAGAACUACUGAUGACAUUAGGGAUAACUGGGAUAGUAUGCUUUCAAAAGCAGAUAUGAAUGAAGUUUAUGCUGAUUAUGCAAGACCUGGUGGUUGGAAUGAUCCUGACAUGCUCGAGAUAGGAAAUGGAGGGAUGAACAAAAGUCAAUAUAUUGUUCACUUCAGUUUAUGGGCCAUUUCCAAGGCCCCUCUUAUAAUUGGCUGUGAUGUUAGAAAUAUGACUGAAGACACUAAAGAGAUACUAUCAAAUACGGAGGUUAUUGCAGUUAACCAAGAUCCACUUGGUAAACAAGGUAAAAAGGUUAGGAUGGAAAGCGCUCUCGAGGUUUGGUCAGGUCCUCUUUCAGAAUACAGGGUGGCUGUUGUUUUACUCAAUAAAUACUCUGAUCGUCGUGCGUCCAUUACUGCUCUAUGGGAAGAUAUUGGCCUUGAUCCUUCUAGUGUUGUUGAAGCACGAGACCUUUGGGAGCACAAGACAUUGGAAAGACAAUUCGUGGGUAAAUUGACUGACACUGUUGAACCACAUUCUUGCAAAAUGUAUGUGCUGAAGCCAAUAGCUUGAGUUUCAAAAGAUGUUUGGAUUGCAACUUUGGGAGCCAUUGCACUAGCACAUUUUUCAUUUGCUCAUGAACUUUUCUUUUACUAGUAUCUCGUGAAUAAACAUCCUUCUCUUGUUUCUACUCAUGGAUAUAUGCUACUUUAGUUAGUGUAAUUUAAACAAGAUUGCAUUUUCUGCUUUAGUUAGUUUGUUAUGAAUGAUGUUGGAUUUGUGCUCCUUUAGUUAAUU